AUGAACAUCUCUUGCUCAUCACUGUUUAGAACUAUGUGGAAGCCUAUCCAGAUUGGUGACAAGGUGAUUGUACAGAAGGACGAUUCCUACCACGUUGUAGAGGUUCAACCCAAUGGGUUCAUUGUUUUUGAGAAGGUCAAGGUUCCAAUCUCUUCCAUCAUUGGCUACCCCCUGGGAGCAACAUUUUACUUUGACGGGACAAAAGUCACACAGGUUGAAUGCGAUGACAUAGCCUUGGAGGGAAUUGAAACUCAGUCCUCGAAGGACAACCGGCACCUCUUAGACCGCUCGGAAAACCAACUUCUGACUGCUGACGAUAUCAAGGACCUCAAGUCGGCCGGCUCUACUGGCAAUGUGAUCAUCUCGAAGCUGGUGGAAAAAAGUGCCACCUUCGAGCUAAAAACGAAGUACUCACAGGAGAAGUACUUGAAGAAGAAGAAAAAGUCGUAUUUAUUUGUCUUCACAGUUCGGCCUUCCAACUCACGCGCCACCGCCGAAAUGCUGUCCGACUCGGGUCGGUUUAAGUCAACGUCACUGCGAUACGACUCCCUCGUCCAGCUGUUGACCUACGCCAACGUGCAUGCCGGUUCGACGGUGCUUUUGACCGACUCUUACGGAGGACUGGUUAGCAAGGCGGUUAUGGAACGCCUGGGACACCGGAAAUUCGGUGGUCGUCUGAUCAAUUUCUUCCAUGGCACCUCUCCGCCCAUCGUGGACAUGAGACCGGCAGAGGAGUACUCACGAGUUUACAAAAUUCAAUUCACCGAAGUUUCUUCCCUCCUUCUGACGGGUUCAUUUCUGCGGAGCCAUCAAGCAGAGAAUGGCGACGGAGGGACAGAGUCGCUGCCUCCUAAGCAAAAGUGUUUUUUGUCUGCAGUGGACAGGGUGCCAAGUUCAGAUGCCGCUGAACCCUCUCCAACUGAGCUAAGCAAAACAGAAGGCCCAGAGCCCACUAGAAAGCAAAGAAAACGGCCGAGAAACGGGGAGGACAUGUCAGGCGAAGACAAGGUCAGGCUGUUUCAGCAGAAAAUGGAACAUCUCGACGAGGCUCGCAGGGUCCUUUGUCCCACAGAUGAGGAGUUGUCUUUGGAUCUUGAGAACAGACCGGACUGCCUCAUUGUGGCCACGCGUUUCUACCCCGUUGAAGUCACGCUUCUGUUGCUGCAGUUCCUACCGCCAGGUCGACCGUUUGUCGUUCACUCGCACCUGCUUCCGCCACUUGUCGAUUUGUACAACAUACUCAAGAGACGUGGAAGUUGCAUACAACUGGCGCUUAACGACACCUGGCUGCGUCCGAUUCAGGUGCUUCCGAAUCGCAGUCAUCCGAUGAUGCGUAUGGUCUCGGGUGGCGGUGGAUUCAUUCUUCGGGGCUACACCGUUCAACGCCGGGAAGAUCCCGAUGCCUUUUUGAGGCGUUCUACCAUGCGAACGUCGACAAAGCAGCUAUUUGACGAGGGACUCAUUUCGUACGCACAAUAA
Molecule: messenger RNA, 1479 nt
Organism: Mesocestoides corti
Lineage: Eukaryota; Metazoa; Platyhelminthes; Cestoda; Cyclophyllidea; Mesocestoididae
Source: the annotation of a GenBank genome assembly